Messenger RNA from Aedes albopictus (Asian tiger mosquito), 3318 nucleotides. RefSeq names its product leucine-rich repeats and immunoglobulin-like domains protein 1. The coding region runs from base 690 to 2321 and encodes 543 amino acids. The transcript is spliced from 8 exons. NCBI's taxonomy places the organism in Eukaryota, Metazoa, Arthropoda, Insecta, Diptera, Culicidae. The record is from RefSeq and is a predicted model, not a curated record. Gene Ontology annotation, cellular component: axon; plasma membrane; neuronal cell body. Gene Ontology annotation, biological process: homophilic cell-cell adhesion; synapse organization. Gene Ontology annotation, molecular function: protein binding; axon guidance receptor activity.
GCCAGUUCCGGUUAACAAGGUCGUUUCGGCAGCGGGUUGGAUUCGGGCGUGCGUGCGUGAGUGCGUGCGGCUAGAGGGUGGUGGGCGUUGGAGGAGAGUGGAUGCAAAUCAGCUCACCGUAACGCACGAGAGUAGAGUGAAUCGAAUGCGCUUUUUGUGUUGCACUUGAUUGCAUUAUUGUGCCGUUGCGGUGAAAGAUUGUUUGCCUUCUGAGUGAUGGAUGGCUAUUCUACGUGCAAACGAUAGCUGGAAGUAUAGUGCAGUGUGCUCGUACGAGACUGUUCCCAUUGAGGAAGAUCGAUAAAAUUUUGUGGCUUUGUGGAUGAUGCUUCUCUUUCGUCGGCUCUGAUUACGAAAGAUUGAUGAGGAUUAUUGGAACAACUUCUGACGAAUGAGCCUUGUAGAACCCACAUCAAUCGAAGAAUGUGUCAGUAGUUUUAAACUAUUCCAAUGAAGAUGCUCAAUAACGAUUCCCAAGGAAUGUUUCAUCACUCAAGCUAAGCUUGAGGCAAUUUCCGUGGACUGAGGCAAACUGUCAGUUGCAAACAUCGGCGAUUUAAAACUUCGAAAAGUACCGAAAACUCGUUGUGGUUUGUUUUGAUUGAUUAGGGUGCUGUGCAAUCUGUGUAAGAAGGUAGCAGUUUCGUUAAAACAAGUGAAUAUCAACUUAACAUCGCCUCUGGGAUAAUAUGCUGUACAUGGCAGUUCAUAGUCUACGAUGGAUGAUGAUCCUGAUAUUAUUGCUGUUUAUGAAAGGCACCGCACCAUCACUCUCGCGGUACUCCGGCGGAAAUUACUUGGAAGAGGACAAAUACUCGCCCGGUUUUCUGACGCUAGGACAAAAGUACAGCAUAGCCCUCGGCUCGACCGUUGUACUGCCAUGCAAAAUUAAUGAAACAGAACGAUCCGCUCAGUACAUACUGGCGUGGAAGCGGGGCAUCGCGGUCCUGACGGCGGGCAGCCUCAAAGUCACCGUAAACCCCCGGAUACGGCUAAUGCCAAUGGUGCAAGGUCAGCCCGGGUAUAAUUUGGAAAUCCGAGACGUGCACAUCGGCGACGCCGGGGACUACAUCUGCCAGAUCGGCACCAUGGAGGUGAAGGAGAUUGUCCACACGCUGGAGGUGCUCGUGCCGGCCAAGAUUGAUUACAUCGCACCGGUGCACCCGGUCGAGGUGCACAAGGGAGCUCGGGUUCGGCUGGAAUGCAGGGGCACCGGAAACCCCAUGCCGAGAAUCAUCUGGUCCAGACGGAAUAAAUUACUGCCGAGCGGAGAUGCCAACGUAACGGAAUUCGUAUUUGAGAUUCUUCAUGUUAAUCGUCACAGCAGUGGGCAUUACCUGUGCACGGCCGACAACCGAGUCGGACAGCCGGACGUCAGAGAGUUUACCGUCAAUGUGCUACACUCACCGGAAGUUGAAGUUGAGCAGCAUACAGUUCACGGUGGUGUAGGGUACGAGGCCCAACUAACAUGCACGGUCCACUCCGAACCAGCGGCCAAUGUGAUUUGGCUGAAAGAGGGCACCGAGUUGGACAGCAGCACUAAGCAUCAUUCGCAAUCGGUCAAUGGGAAUAAACACAGUCUCCUCAUUCGUAACGUUACCCGCUACGAUCUUGGAAACUACACCUGCCAAGCGUCCAACCAUCUGGGCACCGAUCGUGGAACUCUAAACCUGAGUGGUCUUCCAGCGAUUUGUCACUUCGAUUCGCCAAUUGCGAGUAACGAUCGGGACCAGUACAACAUCACCUGGACGGUGGAAAGUCAUUCACCGAUUGAGGAGUACCGGCUGUUCUAUCGGUUGCAAUCUCCCAACCGGCAUCCGUCGUUGGAUAAUCAUUUAUUCCCGCAUUCUGAAUUUGGUUUGUACGCUUCCGGAGGGUACAACUCGGGUGGAUAUUUCGGUGAUGAACCAUGGGAAAGCGUUUCCAUACCGGAGAUGGUGGACAACAUUCACGGCGGUGGAGGCUAUGGUAGAGGGAUGUUCUACAGCGGUCCGUACGGUUACCAGCCGGAAGUCGUUCAUCGUUCGAGUUUCCAGCUGAAGAAGCUGCGAUCGGGAAGCAAUUACGAAGCACGGGUUCAGGCUCGUAACGAGUACGGCUGGAAUCAGCUGUCGAGCGUGUUUCAUUUCUCUACGAAGGCGGAUGAUCCUCAAGUGGAACCAUCUGCACAACCGGCUGUAUACGGAAUCGGUUUGCUCGAAAAAAGUCGAAUGAUUUUCGGUAGUGGAGCAAGUAGAUCUUCGCCAUUCUGUAUACUUCUUCUGCUGGGUCUGUUGACGCAAGUCAGUGUCUUAAUUGUAAUCCAGCCAUUUCUACUGUAAAACAUUUCUCAGAUGUUUUAAUUAGUUAUUAUGUUAAGUAAGGUAAGUUCAUAAUGACUGAUAUAUUGGAGAACCAUAAUUUUACAUCAACUGAAUUUAUAAUAAGAAAAUACUAGAGGAAAGUAUGCUUCUAUAUUUAUUUCAAAAUAUUCAUCUUAACAGUUUUAUUUAAAGAGCGCAUGAGGUAAAAUAGUUUCUAAAAAAGUGAGGUUUAAUAAGUUUGAUAAACUUUUUUUAAUUCAUAAUAUAAGUAAGUGAUGUUUAUAAGCGUCCGUUUUUCGAUUAAGUGGAAAAAUCCGUUUGGAAACAACUCAGAUAAUUAGUUUUCCAGAUAAGGUCUGGGACCAUUUGGGCAGGAGCACCUAUAUUGGGCACUUGCUGCUAUAACUCAGUCAAUUUUGAACGGAUCGACUUGAUUUUUGAGACACGAUCAGAUACGCAAAGUAUCUCGCCAUGUGCAAAAAUUCAAGUCAAUCGGUUUAAAAUUGACUAAGUGCCCACAAUAGGUGCUCCUGCCCAAAUGGUCCCAGACUCUAUUUUGAUUUAUUGUAUUUCAAAAUAAGAUGACAAUUUUGGCCAAUGUUUUUGGUCGAACAUAGAUCGUUGAAUAAAAAUCAAAUAAAUAUAGUAUCCAGAAUUUAGAAAAACUUUUUUUACAAAGACAUUUGUGAAAUGAAACGAGCGAUCAAAUUACAAAAUGUCUUAUCUGGAGAAGAUCUGUAAAACAGUUACCUACUUAAUGUACAUAUCUCAAUAUUUAUGUCAGUAAGUAAUCAUCACGAAGAAAGAACAAAGUAUAGUGGAAACGCCGAAUAGUUAGUAAUACCUCUUACAGAAUUACUAAUGGGUCAAACGAUUAUUCUUUACAUUAUUCCAUUUACAAAUCCAAUUGCUGAUAAACUUAACAAAAAAUGUGAGAUUUAUACACAAAAUAAUUGGUAAUUCGAAGAGCUCAUAUGUCAAGAAAUAUAAUAAAAUAUUUUUGAGUCACAUUACC